GUUCGCCAGUGUGAAGGAUUUCAAAUGUUUUGGUGCUGUCACAGAAGUCAAGAAUAGUUUUACUGUUUCAUCGGAGAAAAAGCACGGGCGAGAAGCCGUGGGAAUCUAAUUUGGAAAGAAAAUGGCAUUACUCUGCGUGAAAGUUAAAAGAGCAAUGCUGCAUGGACCCGCAGAUAAAUUCAACAGCUAUGUUAUCCUAAAAGUUCAGAAUUUGAAGAGCACAACUAUAACCAAAAGAGGAAGCGAACCAUGUUGGGAACAGGACUACAUGUUCGAAAUAAGUGACUUAGAAAGGGGCCUUACCGUGGAAGUGUGGGACAAAGGAUUAAUAUGGGACACGCUACUAGGCACUGUGUGGAUUCCUCUGAAAACCGUAGAACGUGCUGAUGCAGAAGGACCUGGAGAAUGGAGAAUUUUAAACUCAGAUGUUCUCAUGAAUGAAGGUGAAAUCUGUGGUGCAGACAAUCCUACACUACACGAAAUCUUACUAGACAUCUACUAUGAAUUACCUGCAGAAAUCCCUGAAGAUGAAGCACAUUUCCUUUUUCAACGACUUCAAAGCUUAAACACAGAUGAGGGCACAGAGCAGGUUUCCAGAGAGGAGAUUGCUCAUAUGAAGAUCACAGAUAGCCAUGUAGAUUUUAUUGGAGAUACCUCCCUGUGUUCUCCAGCUGAAAGCCUCUAUGAAGACAGUGAUUAUCGCAGUGAUCACAGCGCUAGCCAUAGGCACCACAUAGCAUACGAGGGUGGAUCACUAACAGAGAAACGCAACCACAGUUUUACAAGCAGCAAUUCAAGUGGUUCCCUGGAGAGCAGGCCCUGUUCUUCAGCAAGCCUCAGCGAGAAGGAUGCUGCACAGGAUUCCAUAGAAGAUCUUGACCACGUCUCCCAGUCCACAGAUUACAGUCUCAAGAACCACUCUCCGGGACCUCAGAGUGACCAGGAACGGAGCAUAUGCUGUAGCUGCAGUUCUUCCAACUGUAGCUGUACCUCAAAGGAUCAAACUAAGAUGGAUGGAGAAGCUGAGGCAGCCUUCACCAAUGAAGUCUCAAGGGAGAAGAAAAUGGAUUAUGAUGAUGUGAUUGGCUCAAACAGCAUUGCACAAGCAAGAUGGACACGUGCGAUUCAAAAAUAGCCAGUACUGAGUCAACAUGGAAUUUCUCUUUUUACAACUAUAUUCACCAACAGCACCUACAAAGUAGAUUCUGGGCUUGUGAUGGACUACGCGCACACUUGUCUUAGUUGAACUCAAGAGGACUAUCCACAAUAACGACAGCAUUCAACAGACAAUCUUUGAACAUGAUUGUGACCCAAACUAUCAGACGGGAUGGCUUCAGCGACAAAGCUGUUGACCAGUUGUGUUAUAAGGUAGAAGGUUUACUCUCUUGGGGUAUAUUAUUAAUUUCCUUUACAAAAUAGCUCAUUGCCUGGUCUAUGUGUAUAUGUCAUGUAUCAAUCAAUUCAUUUAAUUGUAUCAAGUCAUUCAUUUGUUUUCAUUCAAUUUUAUGCAUAUGUUUAAUAUACAGUUGUUUUUUUAUGUAAAACCCUUUACUUUCAGCUGAAAAGGGUAGUCCUAGGAUCUGUGUAUACAGUAUUCUGAAUGACUUGGGUUUGUUUGUUUUAAUGAAGAUGUAUGAAGACUUUUUUUGGUUAGGUGGGUUCAGAAUACAUGUUGUAUAUAUCCCCUUCGGUCCCAAUUUUUUAAUUACAGUUUUUGUGAACUCUAUGAGGUACGAGAAGUUGUCCAGCUGAGACUUUGAAAAAAAGAAUUAAACAAAAAAAAAAAAAGAAAAAUAGAAAUGCAUUAUAAAGUACAGCACAGAUAGGGAACAUGAUACAAUUAUACAUGCAGUGACUGAAUGAGAUUAGUCUCACUGAGUAAGAGCUAUAUACAGUAUGUUCAUAGUCUGAUAAUUAUAUCUAUAGUAUUUCUGAUACCUGCUGUGUGUUGUAAAUCCCAAAGAGGUCUUUGACAAUUUGAUACAUGUGCAAAGAAAGACUGUUCAGCAGUGUUUGUUUUUUCGAUACACUGAUAUAUUCAUCAUAUUAUGUUUUCUAAUUAUUGUAAACAUCACAUUGACUCCUGCGUUUGUGAAAUCAAUUUAUCAUAUUUAAAUGAAUAGGAUUCGGUAGUGGUUAUCAUUUUAGUAUCACAGUUUAAGUACUGUAUACAUAGUUCGACAGAGUUGCUUUUCAAUGUUUAAGAUGUACAGCGUAUGUAUGUUUUGACUUCAAACUCCAAAAAUAAGUGUAAGCUGUAACCAUGAAGCAAUGCAAAUAUUUACUUCAAAAUUCUACAUUUUUCUCCAUAUAGCAUGUAUCCCCAAAGAUACAGUUUCGCUUAAAAGAAUAUAUACAGUUAUAUUUCUGACCCAGAUAAUUGUUAUGGUCUCUGCUUUAUUAAAGGUUGAAUGAAAUAUUUUGGUGCAACCUGUCAAAAUCUUUCACUUGAUUUUUUGUAUGCAUUUGUUCUACUCGACACUUGAGUCAACUCUUGUUAAGUCAUUACAUUGUAUUAAGAUAACAGAUGGUUUAUAUUUAUGACCAGCUGUCAUCGUCAUUACCUGGAAAAGGUGCUCCAUAAAGUUCUGUUUUGAGACCACUUUCCAGUUGAAUGUAUUUCACACUGCAGAUUAUCCUGUUAUUAUCUCGAAGCGCCUGAACAUUUGCAGAAUUUUGAAAUGAAAAAUGCAUUCCAAUUACAAUGGUUUCAAAUGAAUACAAAAAGCCAAAACGGGAUAUCUUGCUUGAUAAUUUUAAGGUCUGACAGUAUUUAUAAUUUGAUGUACUAUACAGUUAGUAUUGGGUUUUUUAGCACGAGUAUGAUAGAUAGUGAAUGUGACACACUGUAUCAGAAUAUAAAUAGCUCCAGGUGGACUAGGUGAUGUAAAGAUGGAAGCUAGUAAAGGUUAUCCUUAUUUAAUUGCCUGUUGAUUUAUACGAUUUCAUCACUGUUAAAUGUUGGUCCACUUGGUGCUGGACAAUGUGCCUGAAUAGUAGUGUAUUAUCAAGGAGGUCUUUCGUGAUCUUUGCUGUGUCCUCUUCCACUUUAAUAUGUACUGCUAUUAUUUUUUUCAUGGACUAACCUACUGAUUUGAUUUAUUGUUAUGUUAUUUUUUUAACCCGGGACCGAGGAGGUGGGUAAAUCAUUUCAUUUACAAAACUGUCCCAGGAAAAGACUGCUUGCUAGCGUAUAGAAAUGAAUACAUGUUUGUUUAUGACUUAAAUGUAUUUGCUUAAUGUGCUGUACUGUACUGUAUGUCAUACGUUUGUUCUUUGUUUGUACUUACUGCCCAGGGCACUCAUGGGAACUAACUGUUCAAAUCUCGUUGAGAUCUGGUAAAAUGUGUUCUAAGUAAUCAAUAAAAAAAACCAAAAAAUAAAUCUCUGCCAAGCCAUUCUCCAAGGCUAAUCUCUUUCGAGCUGUCUGUGGUUUGGGGCUGUGCCAGUCCUGACCCUUUGUUUAACAUCCUGCCAGACAAGCCCAAUAGCGUGCAGGUCCUGGCAGGUGUAUCCAUCACCUUGACCUUUUUCUCAGCUAGAAACCGGAUGGCAUCCUGAACAGUAGAACACAAUGUGUGUGAAGUUUAACUUUGCCUAACAGUAACAGCCGUGACCAAGAUAGUGUCAAUACAUUCUUGUUUAUAUCUGUUUGUUUGUCAUUGGUUACACUUGUGUCUGCCAUGUUCUCUGUACCCCGGUAACUCCAAUUUCCCUUUGAUUUACAGUUACAUGUAAACUGCAGGCUCUUUGUCCAAAUGAUCGAUAUUUUAUCUUGAAUUGGCACUUUUAUCUUCCCUUUUUGAUUUAGCCACUUUCUAUUCAGGGAAGCUGAGCCAUUCCCUUGAGGCUCAGACACACUCACAGGUAUAUUAUUGUAGGCACCCUUAAUCACCUCGAAACAGCUGCUGUGUUAGACUUUGGUGUAUUCACUGUCAUCACCCUCUUGAUUUACAUGAGGGGGUUAGACUGAACAAGGUGAACAUAGCGACAGUUUUAUUGUUUGAUACCAAACAAAAUUCAGUUUGGCUGCAAAGUUGAUUUAAAAACCUCAAUGUUUAAUGCAGCCAGGUGCUUUUUCUAUGGCACAGAAAUGAUUAAUGAGACAAGAAAAUGCUUAUUUUGUGCAUAUAAUUUAACUUUGUUACUCUACAUCUUCUGUUUGUGCCAGCUGUUCACUUUUGCUGAGGUCUUGAGGACUAAGUGUUGGACUUGAACAGUAAGAAUAUGAGCACAACCAGGGUAUGUUUGCGUCUAGUAAGCCUAAUGCUGGAAAAGUGUAUGGGCGCUUUUCAAAUAGCUUUGCAAAUGUGCAGCAAUGGCAUACAACAUUAUAUUUCUUGUCACCGCAGUUUAUUAUAACUGUAACAACAUUGCAAUUGCCAUUUUGGAUCACUGUACGCUACAGUCUACCAUAUCUGAGGUUUUAUAUGGAGUAUUUCUAAUGCUGAUUGUUGUGUGACCAACAUUCAAACAGCUCCUAUUAAUGACUUGAUAUUCAUUAUAUGAUUGUUUUAAAUUACAUUAAUACAGGGUUUGGGCAAAAGUGUGUAUAGAAUAUAUAAUGAGCUGUAUACAAUAAAUACCUUUAGGUACACUUUUUCAAAGGUUGCAUAUACCCGCAUGAUCAUUGUAAGCAGUUUCUUAAGAAAUAUUGAAAAGCUUCCUAAUGAAAAAAUAAAUCAAAUGCACAACCUAACCCUCUACACUGCAGGGACCUGGGGUAAUCCAGUUGUCAGUUUAACUCCAGUUUUGUGUUGAAAUGCUGUUACCCUGUAUAAUAUAAU
Molecule: messenger RNA, 4787 nt
Organism: Acipenser ruthenus (sterlet)
Lineage: Eukaryota; Metazoa; Chordata; Actinopteri; Acipenseriformes; Acipenseridae
Product: protein unc-13 homolog B-like
Exons: 11
Coding region: 122-1135 (337 amino acids)
Biological process (GO): synaptic vesicle maturation; presynaptic dense core vesicle exocytosis; synaptic transmission, glutamatergic
Cellular component (GO): presynaptic active zone cytoplasmic component; presynaptic membrane; neuromuscular junction
Molecular function (GO): calmodulin binding; diacylglycerol binding; syntaxin-1 binding
Source: RefSeq, a predicted model, not a curated record